Molecule: messenger RNA, 372 nt
Organism: Adineta ricciae
Lineage: Eukaryota; Metazoa; Rotifera; Eurotatoria; Adinetida; Adinetidae
Source: the annotation of a GenBank genome assembly
AUGUUCGCUGUUUUUACUCUUUUACUUUCGUUUCAUUUUUCAAUUGCCUUCGAUCCUCGUUUACGACGGUUUUUGAACUCGGAAGUUCACAAUCGUAUGAAUGUUUUGGAACAGGCUCAUUCGACUCAUCGUAAUGAAACCGACUGGAUGCGUACCAUAUUUUUAGCUAUCGCUAUUGGUUUCGGUCUUAUACUAUUAUUGGUUUUUCUUACAAUUGUUUACUGCAAUCGAACAUUCCGGUUUGUCGCAUUUACAUCCGAUUAUACCACCUUUACUGAGAUUUCUUCAACAUCAUCAACAUCUCUAUAUGCACAAUCUACAUAUCCAUAUUCCACUGUCUAUCCAUCGCAGCUUCCAGUUCUCAAAUUUUGA